CGGAAACCACUUCAGAAGUUGACAGGAUGUCGAGCUAAAUUAGAGCGGGGCUUUCACUACCGGUAGUGCUGUGUGACAGAAAGGAGGGGCAUAUCACGUCUCCACUUCUGACUAGCUGUUGCUGAUCAGUGGAGGCCAACCUUCCGGCCAGAUCCGAGCCUUCCCUCCACUCAGCGCGCAGCGUUGGCUAGCUCGACCCCAAAUGCAGGAUGCGAGACACGGCACAUUUCUAGCAGACAGUUUAUCUUGAACCAUCAAAGUCUCUGUGGCGCCCUUGUGAUGCAACCUGCUUGCGAACGGGGUGGAGCGGGGUCUGGAUCCCCAUUAUUUGCGAUUAUUGAUUUAUGGCUUUACUUCCUGGGUCUGCCUCCCGUCUUCGACUUUGGGACGCGAGGAGAUUAUUCGGAUUAUUCGGAUUGAGAAUGUGGUGUGUGGCGGUGGGAUGGAGGGCUUGGCUCUUGCGCAAGAGGGGCAAGGAGCUCGAGAACCCGCAACUGGGCUCACGGCUCUGGGUAGGGAUAUCGAACACGGGAAACGGGCUUCUAGGGGUCCAUUUGGGGUGACAGAAGCCGCGGAAAGGAACAAACAAUUCGGAUUGUUUGUGUGAUCAGGGAGUACAUGAUCGUUCCAGAUUCCCAGAUCUUGGGGUGUGCAGAUCACUUGGUACAGUAUCGCGAAGUGGUGGAUAGUAUGCCCCCUGCGGCUUGGCCCCAUCGUCUGCAAGUUUGUCACAAGUCUGGGCUGGGUUCUUCGAAUGAGUUUGAUGUAAGGGCAGGGACGCUACAAAGUAGUGCACGGCAAGUGUGAACUAGAGUGUUCAACGACUCACGCAGAAGUUGUCACAAUUUCUUGAUGUACUCUAGGAAGUAUUAAUAUUGAGACGGGCUGGCGCUUUUGUCCAACCACUUUGCUUUUUCCUGCUGGAGCAAU
This is a messenger RNA of Hyaloscypha bicolor E, 930 nucleotides long. RefSeq lists its product as uncharacterized. NCBI's taxonomy places the organism in Eukaryota, Fungi, Ascomycota, Leotiomycetes, Helotiales, Hyaloscyphaceae. Bases 345 to 563 code for a protein of 72 amino acids. The record is from RefSeq and is a predicted model, not a curated record. The transcript has a single exon.